AAGGUAGGUAGGUAGGUUUCUUUUCUUUUGUGGGAGGGGGAUAUUUAAUUAUAUCUUCUCUUUCCUUUUUCGGUCCGUUCGCCAUUGUUUCGAUCAAUCGAGUGUCAGUCGGGAAAUCCGUGGAUGUGUGAACCGUCACAAUGAGUGUCCGGGUCGUUGCGCGUGUUCGACCCCUCCUCAAGACCGAGAGAGAACUCGACGUUAUUGUUCGCACCGGCUCCUCUGCCCCUGCCGAGUCCAAGUCACAACAGUCCGUGAAUGGCGACCGAAAGCUGGCGGCGCUGAGGGACAGGGACAACGUGGUGCGGAUCCCCAAUCCUAAGAACGGAGGCGAGGAAUACACCUUCCAGUUCAGUGCUGUGUACGAUGCGGAGGUGGCACAGCAGGAGUUGUUCGAUGCCGAGGUCGCGCCCACCAUCAAGCACCUUUUCAACGGAUUCGACGUCACGAUCUUCGCAUACGGUGUCACGGGAACUGGAAAAACACACACGAUGCGUGGUGGGAAAAGCCUCGCCGACAGAGGUGUCAUUCCUCGACUCCUGAGUGGCAUCUACCGACGUAGCCGGAAGAUUGAGAAAGAUACCGACGGCGAAACAACGGUUCAGGUCUCCCUCAGCUACUACGAGAUCUAUAACGAUAAGGUGUAUGAUCUGUUCGAGCCGCCCGAGAAGCGUACUCUGGCCGGUCUUCCACUGCGUGACAAUGGCGGCAAGACUGUCGUUUGUGGUCUGACGGAGAAACCGUGCACAAGCUUGAAAGAAUUCGAAGGACUGUACGAUCAGGCCAAUAAUAACCGUUCCACUUCUGCGACUAAGUUGAAUGCCCACUCGUCUCGUUCGCACGCCAUCCUCGGUGUCAAGGUUACCGUUUCCUCACCGGACAGCACUCGCAUUAGCACUGCUUCCGCCAUUGAUCUUGCCGGCUCGGAGGACAACCGCCGGACGGAAAAUGACAAGGAGCGCAUGGUGGAGUCAGCCAGUAUCAACAAGAGUCUCUUUGUUCUGGCGCAGUGCGUCGAGGCGAUCACAAAGAAGCAGCAUCGAAUCCCGUACCGCGAGUCCAAGAUGACCAGAAUUCUUUCGCUGGGACAGAACAAUGGACUGACCGUGAUGAUUCUUAACCUGGCACCGAUUCGAUCGUACCAUCUGGACACCAUUAGCUCUUUGAGUGUCGCCAACCGCACCAGGAAGAUCGAAGUCCGUGAAGUCGAGAAUGACCCGAUCUUCAAGGGCCCCGCGAGACCCUCAAUGCGGCCAUCGUUGGCAGCCUCUCGACAGCCGCUGCGCCCUCUUACAGCUUCUGUCAAUGUGAACAUGCCCGCCCCUGCUGCAAAGGAUCCCGCCAAGAAGGACGAGGAGAAGCCGCUCAAGGCAUUCAGUGUUUAUUCCGACCGGGCGCAGCCGAAGCCCGUGACGCAGAUACGGAAGCCUGAGUCCAAGAGACCGUCCCUCUCCUCUGAUGCACCCACUGCACGCUCAUUGAAGCCUCGUCAGACGCUCGUUCCGCCCCAACCUCAACUGAGCAACUCGGAUCUUUCUGCUGCCAAAAUCGAGGAGAUGGUUGCAAAGAAGGUCGAGGAGAUCUUGGCUGUGCGUGCAGUGAGCGAACAGUCAAGACAGACUCAGGUUCUUGAGCUGAAUGAUCAGCUCCAGCGGCGGUUGGAGCAACUGGAGCAGCGCAUCGAAGGCACCGAAGACGCUCGCGCAGAAGGUCUGUCCUAUCUGCUAAUGGCCAAGCAGCAUCAGGCACGUGGUGAGAACAGCUCCGCAUUGAGAAUGUACCAGCUGGCACUCCCUCAUUUCCCACACAAUGAGAAGCUGGCAUCCAAGAUUGCCGCUUUAAAAGAGCGUGUCGAGGGCAAGUCUCAACCGCGACAGUCUGUCAAUGCUGCCUCCCCGCCCUGCAAGGGAAAAUUUGGCAGCAUGCUUUCACUCAAUUUGAAGAAAGAUCCCACCCUGACACUGGGCAAACGCCGGGCUGAAGAUUCUGAUCAUGACUACAUGGACCAGUCCGCUAUGGGUGGAUUCUCCGAUGACGAGACUGGCUUCCUUGGUGCUUCCCGUCCAAAGCACAAGAAGCGUGCCUCAAACAAGGCCCUUCGUAAGAGCGGAGAUGAUCUUGCUGCUCUAGACGACUAUCAAGAUCCGUCCGUUUCACCCCGAACUAUCCACCUUUUGUCAAUCAUCAACUCGCGCGAUGUCAGCCAGAUAAAGCUUCUCAAGGGCGUCGGCGUCAAGAAGGCCGAGGCAAUUGUCGACUGCCUCUGUGAGAUGGACCAAGCAUCCUCAAACACGGAUGUAGAUAUGGUUUCCGACCAACCUCAAUUCCAGGUGGACAGCCUGGCGCAGCUGAGUACAUUGAAGGGAGUGGGCAUUCGCACAGUUGAGAACAUGCGCAAUGGAGUCCUGGUCUGA
Messenger RNA from Penicillium cinerascens, 2414 nucleotides. Its product is annotated as kinesin family protein. The record is from RefSeq and is a predicted model, not a curated record. Gene Ontology annotation, biological process: mitotic spindle organization; microtubule-based movement. The coding region runs from base 141 to 2414 and encodes 757 amino acids. Lineage: Eukaryota; Fungi; Ascomycota; Eurotiomycetes; Eurotiales; Aspergillaceae. The transcript is spliced from 3 exons. Gene Ontology annotation, molecular function: ATP binding; microtubule binding; microtubule motor activity.